CCGUAUCCUGGCCAGAGAGACAAAACCCCCUUUUCUGAUGAUGGAGUGGGGUAUUUGUUUGCUUCUCGCGGGAAAUGUUUCUCUGGAUUUUUUUCUCCCUUUGAGUUGUGCGCUGGGUCUGCAGCAAGUCGGACGAAAGAGGGGAAUAAAUCGUUCGGCGGCGCCCAAGGAACAAACAAGGGGUCAGUCCUGGUCCUGGUCCCAGCGCGUUUGAAGGAGUCGUCCCAGCAUGGCUCGGGAGGCCAAGCACCGUGAUCUGAUCGUCUUGGGUUUACUUUUUCUUCUAGCCGGAUAAAAAAAAAUAUUAUGUCGGCAUCAGCGUGGGAGGAGAAGAAUAUUUUGUGUAAGUGGAAGUUUUAGGAGCGUUGCAUAGAAGUUGUACGGAUUUAGAAUCUGGAAUUAGGAGAUAUCCAUCAGCAUCGGAACAAUGCAGUAUGAUAGAAUGCUGGGCUUACGCUCCUUGUUCGUGCUCGUGCUGCCAUGCGACUCCAGAUCUUUGAAUCACGCUAUGCCUAUUCUGAUGCAUAGUGUGCUGAGACUGGGCAGAAAAGAAAUGCCCCUUUGGGCCUCAAUUGGUUGCCGUUGCCGUCUGGAUUACAAUACAGGCUGCGUCGGAACGGUCACUAGUCUGCUCCUUUCAGCCAUAAUUCAUGGAAAUUCGAGAAGGGAGGCCGCGUUGCCGGGCCUGAACCACUGGCUAGCCAGUCUGGAUGUGAAGGGCCAAAAAGCGUUUUCAGCCAUAAUUCAUGGGUGGUACUGUAGAGGAGGAGAGGGAAAAGGAGGCAUUCCAAAUCCAAUGGCGAGUCCGUUUGCUAGUAGGAGAGACGAAGAGGAAGAAGAAGAAGAAGAGAGUCGAGGGGGAGUCAUGAAUCGGAGAAACAACAGGGCGCAGUAUACGUGUGAGUCUGUUCGUUAUACGACCAAGAACGAGUUGAAGGAUCCCAGUGAGCUCGUGAGUCCGUGAGGAAGAAUGCAAUUGUGAGUCCACCAGAACAGAAGGAAAGAAUGCGUGCAGUCAGUCAGUGUGCCUGUGGUAUGAUCGUGAGUCGGCCAGAGCUUCCAGACUGUGACUUGCUUAUACUCUGUGAAUGGAAAUGGAGAUCAGGGUCCAGA
Mollisia scopiformis is the source of this 1113-nucleotide messenger RNA. RefSeq lists its product as uncharacterized. The record is from RefSeq and is a predicted model, not a curated record. The coding region runs from base 428 to 964 and encodes 178 amino acids. The transcript has a single exon. NCBI's taxonomy places the organism in Eukaryota, Fungi, Ascomycota, Leotiomycetes, Helotiales, Mollisiaceae.